AUGCUACCUUCCAUCACUGCAGUCCAACGGUGGCCUGUCUAUGUUCCUGAAUAUGAAAGGAACUCCUAUCACUGUGAUUAUCAGCCUGGAUUCAGUGGAACUCACUGCAAACGUGGAGGAAAUCGAACCUACAGUGAUAUCAAACACCCCUACCCUGGGACUCCAAGUGACUCUUACGUCAUCGAUCCUGAUGGAGAGGGUGGAGAGAAACCUUUUAAAGUCUUCUGUGACAUGGCUGACAAGGACGGUGUUGGAGUGACAGUUGUCAGUCACGACAGUGAAAACAGAACGCUAGUGGAUGGAUUUCAGGACCCCGGCAGUUAUUCGUGCAAUGUCACGUACCAGGGAACCAGUCUCCUUCAGCUGACAAGUCUAACAGCUUCAUCUUCUCACUGUGAGCAGUUUAUAAUGUACGAGUGCUAUCACUCAAAGCUCUUUUGCGAUGGUUACGGCUGGUGGGUAUCACGUGAUGGAGAAGAGAUGAAGUACUGGAGAGGAGUGGAUUCUAUCGAUUACAAAUGCGCAUGCGGCUUGAACCAUACAUGUGCAAACCCUCAGUACGGAUGUAACUGCGACAAACUUGACCAACAAUGGCGAGAGGACAGUGGUUUACCUACCAACAAGUCCAGGCUUCCCGAGAAGCAACUGAGGUUUGGAGAUACCGGCUAUACAAAUAGUGAUCAGGGAUACCACACACUUGAAAAGUUGAAGUGUUUUGGACUCAUAUAGAUCGUAACUGUCUACCCGCUAUUUUUAGACUCGCCUGUUAUAGCACUGUAAAGUAACAUGCUAUCUGUUAUGAUAGUUCGCUGCCUGAAAGGAAUUCCAGGAUGGAUAAAUAUCAGUAGGAAGGUUAAAAUGUUUGGCGCAUGUGUUUUAGCAUAUUAAGCAUAAUUUUAGGCGCCGAAGGCGCCAUUUUCGCUGCUUGUAGUUUUGAGACGGAGAUUGUUAACGGUAUGAAGAGCAUUUUUGAAAACAAUAAACAUGUAGUCCAAAUACCGUGAAAUUGAA
Messenger RNA from Pocillopora verrucosa, 1011 nucleotides. NCBI's taxonomy places the organism in Eukaryota, Metazoa, Cnidaria, Anthozoa, Scleractinia, Pocilloporidae. The record is from RefSeq and is a predicted model, not a curated record.